Messenger RNA from Trichoderma asperellum CBS 433.97, 1140 nucleotides. RefSeq lists its product as uncharacterized. NCBI's taxonomy places the organism in Eukaryota, Fungi, Ascomycota, Sordariomycetes, Hypocreales, Hypocreaceae. The record is from RefSeq and is a predicted model, not a curated record.
AUGGCGACGUCCAACUCAGUCCCGGCCUCGGCUCCAAAACAGGAGCCGUUAGACGCCCUCCAGUCACUCAUCAACGAUGUUCUCGUGCAAACUGGAAAGGCCCUGCGGGCAUCGCGUAAAGACUCUCGCGGGAAUCUGACACAUAUCCCUGGCACUUCACAAUCCAAGCUGCCAGAGACCAUUCGGCUCUUCCACAACGCGCUGGACGAGCUUGAAGAGGAAAUUAUUGAAGCCAAGUCGGUCUUACUCAGAGAUCUCAAUGAGCUACAAGAGAGGAAGAAGAAACUCUUGGCCCAAACACAAACUACUCCUCAGCAGUCCAUAACUAUUGAUAUCCCAUCCACAUCGCCUGAGCCCAUGCUCAAGGACGAGCCCAUGGCAGAGAGCAUAGACUUGAAGCCUAUGGCACCAUUCCCCAAUAUGAGCAUUGAUCUUUCAGAGGCCGACCACAUGGAUAUCUCUGCCGGGGAGUCCAACGGCCAGCAACCGCAACCGCCACCACCCGGCGGCAUGAAUGGAAUCAACGGAAAGGCCAGCCCAGGAUUCGCCUCUCGGCUGCCCGCUGGAGAUCACAAGCCGACUAUAGACAUGCUGCCUGAAACCACCAGCUCAAAUCAGCCUCGCACCAAGGCAGAGACUUCCGGCAUGAACUUUACCAACAUGGAAUUCACUCUCGCGCCGCCGAGUAACGAAGCUUCUGGCCAGAAUACGUCUUCCAAGGAGCCCUUUUUCGACCUAACCACCUUUGCCCCGGCUGAUGGCGGGGAUGAAAUAUUGAAUCUCAACAACCUCUUACCUGACCAGCCAUCUACUGGCAAUAACAACAAUAACAACAACCAGCCGUCAAUCUCAGCCGCCGCUCAUAGCAUCUCAAUCCCCAACGCCAACGCUCCCGCAAAGGUUGAAGAACCAAAAAUCGAAGCCCUUGAUCCCUCAGCCAAUCUCAACACAGAGUUCUUCGGCAACGAUGCUGGAGCCGCCGACGGAAUGGACUUUGACUUUAGCCUAGGUGGCUCCGGAGACGAUACCUUUGACGACCUUAUGAACAACCGCGACAGCACCUUUGAGCUUAUGGAUGCUGGCGGUGACUUUGACACUGCCUUUUUUGGACUGGACAAACCGGAUGAGACGACGUCUUAA